AUUUGUGGUGACACCACCACUCAAGCGCGCGGGCCCGAGACCGAUCCGCCAAUGCGCCUCCGCGCGCGGUGAUCCCGCCAUGACAAAAGGCCGGGAUCUAAGAAUCACGGAUCAACUUUGGACUAUAUAAGUAGCACGCACCCAAGCAAAUAUGAGAGAACCCACGGGACAACAAAGAAACAUAUUUACUAAAAGGCUCAGCGCCAAUAGCGCCACAAGGACUCCGCGUCCGCGCACAUCCCAAUAUUCUAAUAAUCAUAAUAAAGAGCAUCUCUCAACACUAUCUCUAUCUAUCUUGGACUAUGUUAUCCGGGCGGCGACGGUGCCUCCUCGUGAGCACGUCACUAUUUAAUAUAACCC
Nematocida parisii ERTm1 is the source of this 360-nucleotide messenger RNA. RefSeq lists its product as uncharacterized. The coding region runs from base 152 to 352 and encodes 66 amino acids. The record is from RefSeq and is a predicted model, not a curated record. NCBI's taxonomy places the organism in Eukaryota, Fungi, Microsporidia. The transcript has a single exon.